AUGAGGCCUUCGCUUUCCUCGUUGAGGGAACGGUCUGAUACGUCGGGCUGCGCGCAGGCAUCGCCUAGACCACUUGCAAAGCUUAGGCUGUGGAUUUUUCAUUUCAGCUGCCGUGCCUAUGAGCUGGGGCGUGAGGGGGGGCGACAACGCUUGGAGGAGGGACUGGGCUGCCAGCUUGCACCGAAAGUGCUGUUCCGAGUGGGCUUGACAGCAAAAGAAGGCGGUGGCGACCGAGGAACAUGUGCGGCAAGCGAAGAACCGUUGCGGUGCCCUGACGUUCUUCUCAAGUUAAUGCAUUCCAGUACCGGGUCAACGGAAGGGGAUGGGCUCAUGCAUGAAUUUAUGAGUUGCGCUUUGCAAUACCUUCGGGCCGCGUGUGCGUUCUUGGAAGCUUCAAGACAAGCAGAGGCACGAGGCGGUGACGGUGGCAGACAUGAAAAGCGAGAGUUGCUUAAUUGUCCGGCAUCGAACGAUGACCCGGAUGGGGGUUUGCCACACUCCUCCUUUGGUGGCAUAGAAGUUGCUGGACGCACCGAACAAUUCGUGUCCUGUCAGCAUUCGGCUUCGUCAGAAACUGCAUUACUUUUACAGCCGGGAAGUGCCCCCUUGUAUAGCAGUGAGGAUGGCGCAAGCGCGUUUGCUGGUGAUCACACUCGCCGCCUCGGUCUUCGUGGUGACGAAUGCGCCGUUGCAAAUAUGCAAGAAGCUCGGAUGAUGCUUCAGUUUUUUAUGGGCACCGCGUUUUCGUGUCCAAGUGAGCCCCUCGCUAAAGCUUUCCAGCUGAUUAUUGCCAGAGAAUUGGAGCAGUCCUUGCGCCCUUUCGAGACAUGUUGUGGAGUUCUGAGGUUUCUUUCUCCUCUUGACACGACGCCACAAACUGUGCAUGCAGAGAGAAGAAGAAGUGAGAAGAUGGGUCAUCUUUACUUUUUAAAUGGCACACUGACAUCGUCCAGCUUGAUGGAGGCGUUGUCGUCUUCUACCGAGGCUGAAGAUAGACAGAUACAGUGGUUUACAUCACCCUCUUCGGCGUCGGCACUACCAACUUUGAUGCUGCUCUUGACCGGGGGCUUGGAAGAACUACAACAGGCAUGUGAUGCAACAGCAGAGCCAGGGACAGCGGUGGAAGGGGAAAAAUCGUUGGUAGCAGAUCUUGCAAAAUCCACGCCUGUUUCAUAUUUAAGCCGCAGACGGGGCGGACGCCCCUCGAAGAACAGACACUUCAGCAGCACUCUUUCGGAGAAGGAGCUUUCAACUGCCGAGAAGGGGGCGGCAGCAUCUGCAUCGAAGCAAACGGUAUGGGAUGCAUUGUGUCUGUGUCGUCUUGCCAUUCCAUAUUCUGUACUCACAGAUAGGUGUGACUUGUUGUACCGCAUAUUUUUCAAAAUGGGUGAGGUUCCGCGGUAUUAUAACGUUCUCUCCAUAUACCCAGAUAUAUUGCGUGCACAUCAUGCCACAUUUCAAUUCAUCUUCUUUGAGGAAGGUCCACUCCCUAUUUGCGAGCGUUUGAUGAUAGCUUUGAUGACAGCCAGUCGCCAAAAAUGUGAGUAUCUCUUUUCGCGUUUUGCUGCUCUUUUAUUGCAUUUUGCAGAAAAGCAGCAAUCAAGUGAAGUGGUUGCGGAUACUUGGCUACUCCAAGGACCACCGCCAAGGCUGCAGGCGCUUCAACGUUUUAUAGGUAUUGCCACUCAUGUCCCCUGGCAGAUGAUGCUGAAUGACAUUCAUGGGGCCAUGAACGCUGGGUGGAGCAUACCUGGUCUUAUCCAGGCAUCGUGCAUUGUGGCGGAAACACUUUCCUUGUGUAGCUUUGUUAUGGGUCUUUUUGUGCCCAACGAUAUAUGGGUGUCAAUAACACUUCCACCUUCCCUAUCUGCUGCUCUUUCCUCUAUUUCGGCAUCUGGUGAGGUACCCCACCAUCAAAGCCAUGUUGAGUUUACACGGUACACUGGUAUCGACGGCAUUGUGAGUGAGAAUCGGGUUAAAGGCUCAUCCAACAACGCCUUUACGCUCUCUCACGGGACUUUUAACUGGCAUGAGCAUGGCGGCACCGUAAUGGAGCAAUAUUAUCCAGGUGCUGCAACACUUAUUAACAAUGAGCUUGACGCCUUUUCCGCAGUGGUUCGAAACCUAAACCGCUCGGACUGCGUUGGUCUUACGACGCCGGAGUACUCUCCAUCGAAUGCAUUUUGGUUCCUGCGCCUCUACGUGCAGAACAUUAUGGGCUUUAUACCAGAUGAUUAUCCAUACAACAGUAUUAAUAAGGUGCUUCGGCGCCCAGCCAAGUUGAUUGCUCAAAGCUGUACGAUGCGUCCCGAAACACUUCUAGGUUCUCAAAUGCGCUUAUGGGUUCAGACGGCUGGCGAUUUGGCGACGGCUUCUGGUGAGUUGCCUCCAGUGAAAGAGCCUAUAGCAGAGGCUGCAGAGAAGCUGCAACGGCCUGAGUUGGAUAUGACGGAACAAAAACAGCAGCUUAUCGAGUCCCUUACCUCACACAAAGCGCCGUUUAGGCUAAGCAUGCCGGGAACUGAGACGACCCCCCGUCCCCAACCUAGUGAGGAUGUGGUGGAAGCGGCCAUGCGGCUUCAUGAGGAGCGGUUGAUGUUUCUUAUUGUGUUGGCCACGAUGGAGGCGCGCAAGGAGGGAUUAUUGGCGCUUUUGUUGUAUCCGCUCUGGGAACUUCUCAAUAAUAUGUAG
This is a messenger RNA of Trypanosoma rangeli, 2691 nucleotides long. RefSeq lists its product as uncharacterized. The transcript has a single exon. The coding region runs from base 1 to 2691 and encodes 896 amino acids. Gene Ontology annotation, biological process: positive regulation of macroautophagy; regulation of response to reactive oxygen species; negative regulation of TORC1 signaling. Lineage: Eukaryota; Euglenozoa; Kinetoplastea; Trypanosomatida; Trypanosomatidae. Gene Ontology annotation, molecular function: oxidoreductase activity, acting on peroxide as acceptor; L-leucine binding. Gene Ontology annotation, cellular component: nucleus. The record is from RefSeq and is a predicted model, not a curated record.